Portunus trituberculatus (swimming crab) is the source of this 7667-nucleotide messenger RNA. Its product is annotated as probable serine/threonine-protein kinase tsuA. The transcript has 9 exons. Gene Ontology annotation, cellular component: PRC1 complex. Gene Ontology annotation, biological process: negative regulation of transcription by RNA polymerase II. The coding region runs from base 790 to 3987 and encodes 1065 amino acids. The record is from RefSeq and is a predicted model, not a curated record. Gene Ontology annotation, molecular function: promoter-specific chromatin binding. NCBI's taxonomy places the organism in Eukaryota, Metazoa, Arthropoda, Malacostraca, Decapoda, Portunidae.
CUUGGCACCCCGGGCAUCCAGCAUGCUCAGGUUGACGGGUCUGCCCAACACUUGAUACACGAAGUGGCGGGAAAUAGAAGUGUGGAUGCCACCUCAGGGCGCGAUAGCCUGACAGACGGUGGCCGCACCCCUGCAUGCUGCUGAGUGGUCUCUGAGGGAAAGAACGCCCCCUAUGCUGACCAUUAUCGACCUGGCGACCUGAGAGCCUCAAUAAGCACUGAUGGCCUAUCGAUUCUCCCAUUGAUUGAAGUCCCCGGGUCGACACUCAAUGACCAUGCGGUCGGGAGAGCCGUAGCUCCACCCAUGUCCGAUCCACCAAUUACUCCUCGGGAUGGAACGAUUCGCCCCGCCUAGAAAGCGCCGAUUGGCUGGCGGUGCGCCCGGCUCUGGUACAGUCACGUGACAUGCGUGGACGCACCAAACUCCAGUCAAUCUGUACGUGGCCGAGUGACGGUGCAGAGUGUUGGUGGGGCUCCGCAUCAUUUCGCCUCAUAUCUCCAGCCCAAGGAGUUUACCCGCUCUGGAAUCAAGUGAAAAGUGUGUGUGAAGGUGCAGGCUGUCAGUGUGGAAAAGUUCAGGCCUGAAAUCUAGUGAGAAAGGUUCCAAAAGUGAGUAAAAUAGUGCAGUGUGAAGUCUGUGCCUCGGUUGUGGGCCAGACAAGAUGGCGGAGUGGGAGCGAAGGCCGUGAGGAGGUCGCCGUGCCUCACUCCAGCUCAGGAUUACUAGCACGGAUUUACUCAGGAAUUAGACCCUCCUCCCGCAGUAUCCUUCAGCCAGCACUCACAGGGGAUGGCGGCGCCUGCAGGAGGAGGCGCAUCAGGGAGCCAGGUGGCGGUGGGGUCUGCGGGUAUGAGUGUGAGUCUGUCGGAGCUCAACCCUCACUUCGUCUGCGUGCUGUGCUUCGGCUACUUCGUCGACGCCACCACCAUCACAGAAUGCAUGCACACCUUUUGCAAGUCGUGCAUCGUUAACUUCCUGCGCACCAAGCGGCACUGCCCCCACUGUGACACCCUCCUCACCAAGACACGUCCUACAACAAGUGUGAGGCCCGACCGUGUGAUGCAGGCGCUGGUGUUCAAGACAGUGCCGGGCCUCUUCCAGGUGGAGAUGAAGAGAAGAAUCGAGUUUUACCAGAGCCAUCCCCAUGCAGACUACGAGCAGGACGUGGAGGACUUUCAACACUACGUCUUUAGUCCAGACGACUCGGUCAGCCUCUCCAUCCGCUACUACAACUUCAGUGAUGAUGCGAACAAGAAGCAGGACCAGCAGGAACAGCAACAACAGCAACAGCAGCAGCAGCAGCAGCAGAAGCAGCAACAACAACAACAACAACAACAACAACAACAACAACAGCAGCAGCAGGAGGACAACAACAAGCAGCAGAAGGAGGAGAAUGCGGCGGACACAGGCAGCGUGGUCAGAUACUUCCGAUGCCCUGCCACCGUGCCUGUUGCCGUGCUCAAAACCCUCGUCAAGACCAAGUACCGCGUGCCCGACCCCUUCAGAGUGGAGUUGCUGUACGGGGACGAUCGCCUGCUGGACUCGUGGACCCUGAUGGAGGUGGCGUACAUCUACAAGUGGAAGAGGGAGUCGCCCAUGGAACUGAGCUUUCAAGUGGUGGCCACGAGGAAAGUGAGGAAACGACGCCAAGUGUCUGCCACUCCGAGCGUUUCUGGGGACAGGGAGGAGAUCCCGGUGGUGAGCAACAACACUCCGCCGCCAGCCGAGGAACCUCCAGAGAAGGUGGCGAGGAUUGAGGCUCCCUGUCCCGACACUGCUAAUGUCAUGCUCACGGAGGGCCAGACUUCUAUGGACACCAGCCCUCCCACUCCUCCUGAGACCCCAGAGGGAGGACAAGACAGGGAGAGUGAACAGUUUCCUGUGGAAGGGCAGACUGUCACUGACCCACAAGGCGAUGACAAUGGAAACACGACCGACGGUGAGGCGCCAACGCUGCAGCAACAACCUGAAGCGGAGCAUACCAUGGAGGAGGAGGCACCUGAACUGGAGGCUGAAGUGCCCCUCACUGUGCAGGAGAAUGGGCUACCUGAAGAGAACACGCCGCAGUGCAAGGAAGAGGUGAACAGCGAGGACACAGAUAAACACCACAUGGAAGCCAGCGAGGACUUCGACACCUCGAAGGAAUCAAACGACCUCAUUGUUGAUCACGACUCUGAGACGCCGCUGGAAGUUGAUACAAGCCACGAGACGGAACCAGACGGAGAAGGGGAAGGCGACGGUGACGGCGACGGCGAGCAGGAUGGAGACUCAAACAGGGGCGGAGGGAAGGACAAUGAUAAUAACGGUAAUCAUGGUGUUGACGGAGAGAAGAACGGAAAGCACUGCAGAGACGACGAGCAGGAAGACAGUGCCAUUGACGUCACGGAGACUAGUGCCAGCGAGCCCAUGGACAGCGACGAUAAAGACACGGACCUCAACGUGAGCACGGAGUCCAAUGAGCUGGAAGUGGAGGAACCGUCUGAGGUCGGCACCACCACGCGGGAAGUGCAGACCGACGAGGGUCCGCUCAACCUGAGCCAGGGCUACAGGGGCGACAAGAACUUCCGCAAAGACUGCUACGUGUUUACUGAUAACGAAGACGAUGAGGAAGACUGCGGGGAUCAGGAGGAGGAGCAUGAUGAAGUGGGUGCGCUAGAUCUCUCCCGCCACGCCCGCAGCGUGAGGGAGGCAAGGACGCAGCGCGAGAGUCUGGAGUCUCCGCCUGGUGACACGGAUGGUAAAGGUGAAAACCGCAACGCUCGAGGACAAGGCACCCAGACGAUUCUCUCCAUUACGCAGAGCAGAAAGUCUAAAAAGCUGAAGCAGCAGUCCGCGACUUCCACCGGGGCAUCCACGCCAGCGGUUCAGACGGCGUCCAUGGUUGCACCGAUCACGAGGCCGCCCAUGCCACUGGACUGGGCGUGUUCAUCUUUGGUGCCCGCGCCAGUCAACCCUCAGGCUGUUGCAUUCAAUGACCUCAUGACCUUAUCCCACGCCGCUGUUCAGCUGCAGCUUAUGGCGCACCACGCUCAGGCACAAGCUCAAGCCCAGGCGCAGGCCAGGGCACAGGCGGAGGUGCAGGCCAGGGCUCAGGCGGAGGUGCUCAAGAGCCUCAAAUCCACCGAGUCUCUGAGUUUCGUGAAUGGCUCAGGCGACACGCUCACCAUCAGUCCUAUCACCGCCACGUCACCGGAUAACAAGUCCAAGACAACUUAUUCCAAGGCCGUCACCAAGUCCCACCACACUCCAAAGACUGUCAAUGGCAACACCUACAGUAAAAACAUGAAUAACAAAUCUCACAACACAAGCAAGUCAGGAGGAAGCAUCAGCAGCAGCAGAGUCAGCAGUGCUGCCAUCAAUCACGGCAACAUCCGAACAAUAUCUAAGCCUGGCCUCGCUGCUUCCCUCAAAAUACCAAACGUUUCUGUCGGUUCCAAGACCAAUGGCACCUCGGCCCUCCCCACCCCGAAGCCGGAGAAGGAUCACCCGGAGAGGACUGGCGACCCGGUCUUUAAAAUAACAAACCAAAAAUUAGCAGAGUUCGUCAGAAUGCAGAAAAUGAAACAAAGAAAUCAUUUUAAAUCCAGCACCACCUCAACCACCACCACCUCAUCAUCAUCGUCAUCAUCAAAUCUGAGCUCAUCGCCUUCCCUGAGCACUUGUUCCUCCUCCAAGCCUCACACCAACAGUCCCCUCAAGGUCUCCUCCAGCUCAGGACCGACCACCAGCCUCAGCAGCUCCGUGACUCGGCCUAACACGGGUUCUAGUCAGAGCAUUCGUGCCACCAACACCAGCGUCCGUCAGAUCCCUAACCCUUCAUUUAUUCGCCAGCAGUCAGAGUCUCGGAUCACCGGUGGCCUUUCUGGGCUGGGACUGAACAACAGAAAACCUUCGGAGUCCAUUAGUAGGAUCGAGAGUCUAACGAGGUCCCUGCACGAAAAGGUGGCCGCCUCCUCCCGAGCGGCGAUCAACUCCGCCGCCAGAUAAGCGGAGGAGGACGGCGAAGAUCCUGAACUUACCCUCAGGCUGCCCAGCCUCACGGUGACCGGGCGCUGUGGCGACCUGCUCAUGGCGGGGAAGAACGACAGAAAUCACUUAUCCAGAGUCCCUCCGCACCCCAUCGUUGCUGGUGUAGACUUGGUGCUAGAGGUGUUGUGCUUUUACUUCCUGUACAAAGUGGUGAUGUGUAAAUAUGGCAGCCACCCUCUUGUAGGUGUGUACCAGCGGAGGGUAAAGUGGAUGUUAUGCCUGCGUGGUGAGCCACGCCGCUCGGCCCCGCACCCUGACGGGCCCUGGACUGGCUGGCUCACUAUAUGCGUAUUCCAUUGACAAAACUUAUCAACCCUUAGUGAUGUAGAUCUGAUAUCUGGUGGGACAGGUCCACAUACAAAACAGUGAUAUAGUAUUUAGAGGUAGCGAGUUAAGGAUGAACUUUGGCUUGUAAUCUGGCUUUAAUUUGAACUUUCGGUGGUAGUGACGACCCCGGACGGUGCCUCGCUACAAGGUCACUGCGCUUGCUGACUCUGUAAUGACGAGGUAGUUUACUUUUAGUUUGUUUUCCAGGCUCUCCCACGAGUCUAUUCAAGGGUCCACCGGCCCGGGAUUGCCUCUCCCGGGGCCACCGAGGCCCACAGCGAGGCUCAUGUUUUCUGCGGUCGUCCUACUCCUGCGUCACCAAAGAGCUUUUUCCGAUGCCGACUUUCCCUUCCCUUUUAUUGUUUGUGCUCCGGCGUGUGUACAUAGUGCGGGUAGUGGUAGUAUAGUCGUGUUUAUUAUUCCAGUUGAGUGUCGCAUAUAAUCAUGACUCUUCUUUUUGUCUUCCUUCCCGUAGUUCUUAUAUCAUAAGCACAUUGUUAUAUCGGGCAGGACACUCAGUCUGGCUUCUCUUCUCCCGUGCAUUAUGCUCCACUACCAUAUUAUUGUUCUUAUUUAUACCAGUGACCUGUGUACACGUAGUGCUUAGUUCCCGCCCUGGCCGCGGUCACGCAGCCCCUCACGCAUGGCCGCGGCGCCCCUCACUUCGCUGUUGAUUGUUUGUUUACUGUGUUAGUUCCUGAGCAUGGGUGCUGCCGAAGGAGGAUGUGACCCACAACUGCUGCCGCCCCGUCGUCCUGUGGGACACCAGGCUCCACUCGCCCCAUUCUGGUUCACAUGAGUAAAUGUACCCACCGGCUGAAUGUAGAGCUUGAGAUGAGUAUUGAGGGCAGAGGGUACCGCAGUAUAGAGUGGCCUGUAAUUAAUUCUCCUUCGGCAGUACAGAGGUGAGGAAAAAGAGUGUUGUUGGUAAGAGAGGGAUGGCGCAAGAGGGACUAAAAGGUUAUUCCCCUCCUUCCUCCAGCACCCUCCCCCUGUCCCAGGCUCUCCUCCCCUGCUGGUCGUCUCUCGAGUCCAGUACGUUUCGGUUAUGUUCCUGCGGAAAUUACUUUGCGUUACAGUUGUAAAUUAUCCACAUCAUUAUUGUUGUAUCCAGUAAGAUUAUUUUAUUAUUUAUGCAAAACAUGCGUGCCAUGAUGAGUUUGUUUGUCGUUUUACGUGACUUAUUUGUAUGAGUGUUGGUCAGUGUCUACCUUGAGGGCAUUCGUUACUCGCCGCUGUCAGCCACACGUGUGCACCACACACACACACACACACACACACACACACACACACACACACACACACACACACAGGAUCACAGAACUGGUCCGAGCAAGCCAACACGCUGCCGGUGCUGGUGGCGGCGCUACCUCGGCAAGCCAGGUCAGCGUGAAAGCAGACAGUCUUGCCGCCAAACUCGACAAAACGCAUGACUCAUGGAAAGUCUCUUUAGUGCGGGUCAAAUAUGUUUCUGAGGAUUCAUUGAGUCGGGUGGAAUUUUCCCGAUACAGAUUUAGUUCUCACAUUUCAAAUGCGGCCACAAGUUUUUGCCAAGUCCUCCACAGAGGCACCGACACAGCUACGUAUAUCUUCACCUGGUAGUACAAAUGCCUUAAUGAAUAGGAGCAUCGAUAUAGCUCAACAUUUUAGUUGGUGGGUUAUUUGUUUCCUACUGAAGGAAUCCGCCAUCUCAGACACCGUGACCCUUCGGUGCAGGAUUUGGCUGUUGCAGCCUGCCUCGAGGCUCGCCGCGGCCACCCCCGCCACCAGCACGGCAGCGACACACCACCACACUGACAGUAAUCAAACAUACUAACUAAUGCCCGAAAGCACGCAAUGCACAAAAGGUCAGCAAUCACAGCGUGGCCACGGAAGCCGGAGCACCACACCCGACGCGGCGGCCGCUCACCACUCCCGCUCACCAAGGGCGUGCGUGCUGCCCUCUGUCGGUCUGGUCCUUUCCUGGGGACAGCGACUGAGGCACACCUGGAGCGCGGCCCAAGUGUGCUGCCAGGUACACUCAACACUUAGGGCAUUCGUGACUCCUGCGUGAUAAUAUAUACAAAUGUAUAUAUUAUAUACAUUUGUGUGUUUGUGUUGUAGUUAGUAUGAAUGGAAUAUGCGUCUCUAUGUUCAAAAUCUACACUUAAAUAUAAAUAUAUAUAUUUACUGUUGCAAGGGUCAGUUUUCAUUGAAGGUUCAUCCUGGACGGCCUUCUGCCUCCCUCUGUUACUCUGUGCUCCUCUGUGUGUGAACGCCGACCGCGCCUCCCGCGGCUCAAGUGGCCCCGGGCGGCGCCGGCCGCUGGUGACGUCAUGGGUUUUAUCUUCAUUAACUCAACGAGCUCUUCUUUUUUUUCUCUUUUCUCCUUGAACACCUUUGGUCUUCAUCAUUCAUUGAAAACUCAUGUUAUACCAUUCCUAUCUCCUGUUCACAUUGCAUCGUUCACGGUCAUAAUUUUCCCAUCUCCCAACCGUGGCUUAUUUCAGUUGUUAGUGUAUGACGUGACAUGUGGAACGUACGUUGUCAUUCGUGUCUGCGUGGUGCCCGUGGCCAUGGUGGUGACCCGGCACGGUGGUGGCGGCGGCUACACCACUAUCAGACAGCAGCCGGUGUUGCACCCCACCGCUAAUAUCGCAGCCGUCACCGCCACCGCCGCCAUCACCACCACCACCACCACCACCCGACGCGGGAGGGCUGCCGGGCUGUAUUCCACCCACAAUCUGACAUAGCUGCGUCCUUCUCCGGUAUUGUUUACAAUGUGCGCGCGUACACACACACACACACACACACACACACACACACACACACACACACACACACACACACACACAUACACUUCCACCCAUUGCCCCUCGUGCCGCAAAGAGUGGGAAUUAUAGUAAUUAACAGAAAACAAGAUAUAUAAUUGUACCUGAAACUCGAUGCCAACACCCAUUCUGCAGCGACGCGUGGACAGCAAACUGGUGGCCCGCCCUGCCCUCCCGCCACCCCACCACUCCGUAUACGGUGUCUCGCAUACACGAAUGUUAUAUAUAUAUAUAUAUAUAUAUAUAUAUAUAUAUAUAUAUAUAUAUAUAUAUAUAUAUAUAAGCAUACAGACGUACGUAUCACCUAUGUAGUAUACAUAGAUAUGUAUACACACGAGAGAGAAUGUGUCGCGCCUAGGCAGAGGCUGACGGCACCGACUCCUUCCCUCACCCAGUAAGUGCACUCUGUAGGGGUACAGUGGACGGUGCUUGUUUUGUAUCAUCGCAGUCAUCACAUGUAGAGGUGACCCAUGGAGAAAAAUAAAGUAUACUGGAUAAUGA